Mycena indigotica is the source of this 570-nucleotide messenger RNA. RefSeq lists its product as uncharacterized. The record is from RefSeq and is a predicted model, not a curated record. Lineage: Eukaryota; Fungi; Basidiomycota; Agaricomycetes; Agaricales; Mycenaceae. The coding region runs from base 1 to 570 and encodes 189 amino acids. The transcript has a single exon.
AUGGCUCCACACCAGCACCAGCACCAGCACCAGCAUCACCCGCGCUCGCCCGUGUCGAUGUAUGUUGCCCACGACACACCUUGCAGGCCAGCGCUGCCGCCCCGACCGCUGCCAAAACUAGCACGCAAGACGCCUGGGCCUGCGGGCAAUACGGAGACAGCCACGACUCCCAUCUGCGCAUUCUUCAGGCUCAGACGCACGAAGUCCUCCGCCGCCUCGAUGUCCCCGUCGAGCACGAGCCCCGUCGCGCCACCGUUGCCCAGACUAAACAAGCCGCUGCCGCCGUUCCCCUCAUGCGAGGAAUGGGUGGGGCGCUCGCGCAGGUGUCCCCAGGCACCACCCAUCGACUUUGAUGUGCUGGACGACGUGUUGGAGGCGAUAACCUUUGCGAAGCCUGAGUCCAAUUGCCCUGCCGACGAAGAACGCUGCAAUGAGCCGCCCGAGCUGACAUUCGCCCAUCCCGACUUGCCUGUGCUUGGAGAGAAGAUGCUGCUCCAAGUCAGAGACAACGACGACAUCGAUACGGUCGUCCGUCGAACCAACAACGACAAUACAUUACCGGAUAUGUGA